This is a messenger RNA of Necator americanus (New World hookworm), 3246 nucleotides long. RefSeq lists its product as uncharacterized. The coding region runs from base 1 to 3246 and encodes 1081 amino acids. The transcript is spliced from 29 exons. Gene Ontology annotation, biological process: centrosome localization; regulation of mitotic cell cycle; protein prenylation. NCBI's taxonomy places the organism in Eukaryota, Metazoa, Nematoda, Chromadorea, Rhabditida, Ancylostomatidae. Gene Ontology annotation, molecular function: protein prenyltransferase activity. Gene Ontology annotation, cellular component: integrator complex. The record is from RefSeq and is a predicted model, not a curated record.
AUGGCUGAAGGAGAGGAAUUCUGUUCGUCUACGCUCUAUCGUGACAAUCCAGAUUGGGCGGAUGUCACCCCGAUUUAUCCUACAAAAGAGGAAGAUGGUGCAGUUCGUAUUGCAGUUAGUGAGCAAUUCAGAGAUGCAUUCGCCUAUUUUCGUGCCGUUCUUGCAUCAGGAGAAAUGUCAACGCGAGCGUUUCUAUUGACAGAGGAUUGUAUACAACUUAAUCCUGCAAACUACACCCUCUGGCAGUUCCGACGAGAAUUGUUGAAGAAGCUUAACGUUGAUCUUACGAAUGAGCUCAAGUAUUUGGACGACAUUAUCAUGCAGACCCCGAAGAAUUACCAAGUUUGGCACCAUCGCAGAGCAGUGGUGGAGCUCAUUGGUGCUUCCGCAGCAAAAAAUGAACUUGCAUUCACAGCCUCAGUCAUUGAGGAUGAAUCGAAGAACUACCAUGCAUGGCAGUACAGGCAGUGGGUUUUGCGUCAUUUUGUUUUUACCGGGAAAGAUAUCGAGGAAGCACUCGAGACAGAGUUGUCAUUCACUUCUAAGCUCCUUUUUGAAGACCCUCGGAACAAUUCUGCGUGGAAUAAUCGUUAUUUUGUUCUACAAACCACUAACAAAAUGUCUGCUCCGAGCACUCUUGACAAUGAAAUCAGUCUUACAAAGCGAUUCAUCGAGAAGAUGCCCAACAACGAGAGCGUCUGGAAUUAUUUAGCUGGGUUACUACUCGGCAGUGGACUGUCCUCACGGGCAGAUGUUGUCGCUUUUGUUGAGGACUUGUAUGAGAGAACAGAAGCACCUAAGAGAUCACCCUACCUCGUGUCAUUCAUUUGCGAUGUCCUUCUGGAAAAUAUAGAGAAUGAUGUCAAUGCUGUGGAGAGCUGUAAAAGAGCGAAGGAGCUAUACACUGAGCUUGUAAGUUUGGAUCCUGUUCGGUCGAACUACUGGAAACAUCAGAUGCGAGUAGCCGAUAACCUGCUGGAAAGACGAAGCUUCAGGACGGUGGCAAAAAUGGGGAUGGGACCUGACCACAAGGUUUUAGUCGUGCUGGACCACGGAUCUCGUUUUGCAAAAAAUGCCAACAAUCCUCUCAAUAUCACCCUCAAGGAAUCAAACACGAGCCGUACGGUUGGAAAGUGUGACAAAUCACUGUGGACAUGGUGCGUGGAGGCUACGCUGGAGUUACACCGAGUCGUUUUUGACUUAUUCUCUGGUGAACGCGAUCCUGCUUGCGCGAGACUAAUGCGACUGGUACUGGCAGAUUGUGUUGGAAGAGUCCUUCAGCCGCGUUGGGGCACUAAACUUGUCACUCAGCAGGAGAUGCUGAACUCUCUUUCCGGUGCUGGUUUACCGUCGACCAGCGACGAUAGCGACGGUGUUGCUCUGAGUGGAAUAACUCUUGCUGUCGAAGCACUCAGUCAGCUCAGCGACGCUCAGAUGAAGUGGGAAGGUCCCUGCCCUACAAAGAAACAAGAAGCGAAUAAUGUAAAGGAAAGGAGCAGCUUCACUCGAGUUCCAAAAUGUUGGGAAACACCGUCUUCUUCUACAGUGGCCUCAGAAUCGGAGCGUAAGAUAGUGGAGAAUUCUGGAUCCAUCAUCAUCUUCACUUCAUUUGCUGAAGAUGAACGUCUAACUGAGUUGGAAAACGAGGUAGCAGACGUGGUCAAUUGUCGAAAUAGAAUAAUAAAAUCUCUACAAGAUAGCUCGUUUUCUUGCAUCAGCCACGUAAAGAUGUAUAUUAUCAAUAUUUUGCCCAACGAUCGGCAGUAUAGCGCUACGUCGAAGCCUUUCAGAGAUAUUUCGCCUGCGUUAUCUUCCUGUAUUUUUUCGCGAACAGCUGGAGACGAACUGAUCUCAAUAAUUCAUUCUAUUGCCAUUAACAUCUACGACCUUGUUUCAACAACUGUCUCAGGAAUUCCAAUGAAGGAGGAAGCUCAACAAGGUCAACCUGCGGUUGCGAUCAACUAUGACGUAGAGUUGCUGCACAGCAGAGAAGCUCACAUAGAACUGGAGCGGCUUGGACUCGUCACCAGAGACGUCGCUGAAGAUGUCACUGGGACUUUAAUGGUGUAUGCUGGUCGUGCUACGUAUCCCACUGCACGUCUUGUUUGGUCCACUCCAGUACCUAAAGGGCGAUGGAACACGUUCCCACGGAACCGCCACGCAUCGCGAGUGACUCCUUCAGCAGUUAACAGCCGACCAUCUGUUUGCCUUUCUUCUUAUCUACUUCAAGGGCGUAAUGUUAUGCUUGAAGUUACGCGUGUUGCCAAAUGCGAAGGACUUCUAUCAAACGUCGGGGCAAAACUGAUUGCACAUACUUUGAUUGCACAUGGAGGACAUAUCUACAUACACGCGAAUGACGUCGGACCUCAUGGUGUACUAGACUGCCAGGAAACACGAGAGAAGAUGCAAUUGAGAAAGACUGCAAACGGACGAAUCUCGGAUUUUAUUGCCUUAGUGAAAGAGAGUUCUUUGCAUCUGCCAGAGUCUGGAAACAAGGCAGAUGUUGAUGCUAAGAAUUCUAUUGCGUUCUCGAAUGUCGCCUGUUGCCAGCCACGGCGACAGCUUCUACGGGUCACUCGCUAUUGGCCACUUCGUUCCGACCAAUGUUAUAUUUACAAUGUCCCAAAGCGUUUUGAUGCGCUUUUUGCUAUCAUGCGGCAACCACAUUUGUCAACGGUAGAUGCAGACAAAUGCAAGCAGGUUAUUCACCAGAUGGUUGCUCUGAGAGAUUCUAGGGAAAAAUUAGGCGAAAUGAACACUGCUUCACGGUUACUGAAGGACAACAGCAGUAGAGAAGAGCAACUUCAAGUUGCAUUUUUGGAGAUGGCUAGACAUUUGGGAAACUAUGUUAACCAUUCUGAAAAACAUUCUGAGUCGGUCGGUCUUGAACGUGUCAUGAAGACUUCGACAUCUGAUGUGACGGUGGUAGACCGCAGUAUUAAGAAGAGACAGGAGGCGGCUGCUUCCAACUUUACCGUCGCGUCAGCAUCUGUGAUGUCGUCGGCUGCCAACGAAACACGAAAUACGGGUCGGAGCGAUUCUCCAUUGCCCAAGAAACCUCGCAAGUCAGUGUAUUUGUGGAAGCCUAACGAAACAAUGAAUCUAUACGACUACAUUGUGGAAAAGGAAGAACGCCAACACCGAGCGCAUUGGGUCGAUUUUGUUGGACGUGUGAAGGCAGGGAAUCGUCCUGCUCAUCUCUACCCUAAUCUCGACUUAUCCGCUUCAUCGGCAAAGCAAGAAUAG